AUGGCUCAGGCAGGCUGUCAGGUCACAAUACUUGAAGCGGCAGAGCAGUUGGGAGAGAUUGGCGCUGGCAUCCAGAUGACCCCGAACGCAUCGAGACUCCUCAUUCGAUACGGCGUCCACGAGGCGAUUGGCGACAAUCUGGUUCCAUUCACAGAGCUCAAUCUGAGAAAGAAGAAUGGAGAGAAAGUGGGCUACACCUUGAUCAAGCGGGUCGAAGAGGCUCUUGGAUAUCCUUGGUGGCUGGUCCACAGGCACCAUCUUCACACCGGCCUUGUGAAGGUUGCGCGGCGCAAUGGUGUGCGAAUUCUUGUGGGCAGCAGGGUUCGAGAUUUGAUUCAAGGGCCGGAAGGGAGCGUGAAUGUGGCUACGACAACUGGGAAGACGUACGCCUUUGAUCUGGUCGUGGGUGCUGACGGUGUCCAGUCCGUGGUCCGAAAGACGCUGUUUUUGCACGUCAGACCUUGUCCUCCAACUGGAAAUUGCGCAUACCGAGCGAUCGUCCCUUACGAUGAAGUGAGGUGUGACCCUCUGACGAGAUCACUUGUGGAAGAUGCGAAUGGUGACUCAAUCAAGACAAUGGAAGUCUGGAUGUCGCCUUCGGGCUACAUCAUCUCGUAUCCGAUAUCGAACUGUAAGGAUUUCAACAUGGUUUUGAGUCACUUCCGCAAGCCUUCUGUCGACACAGUGCAAGAGGUGUCUGUUGAGGAAGUGCGCAACGAGUACCAAGGAUACGAUGCUCGGAUUGAGAGAGUUAUCAGUAUGAUCAAGGCGCCGAUCGCUCGUUGGCCUUUACUUGUGACCGGACCCUUGGAGUCUUGGUCAAACUCAGCAAAGAACGUUGUUCUCAUGGGAGAUGCUGCGCAUAGCAUGACCAACCAUAUGGCACAGGGCGCGGCAACGAGCAUGGAAGAUGGCGCCUUCCUGGCGAGAUGCCUCAGUCAUGUCGUGGGUGGCACACUAAGUCUGCGAGAUGCGAUCGCGCUGUACGAACGUGGGCGCAUGCCGAAAGCAUCGUACAAGCAACAAUUAUCUUACCUCAAUGGGUGGCUCUGGCAUUUGCCCGACGGGGCAGCAGCAGAAGCCAGGAACCGAACGAUGACGUGUGAACUGGAUGGCCAAGUCCCAAUCAGGAGCGCCAAUCUUUAUGGCGAUCCGAGCACAGUGCUGGAAUGCUAUGGCUACGACGCUGAAGAGCAUGCUGAUCAAGUCGUUGAAGAAUAUUUCAAUUCGGCUCCGAUAAAAUGCCAAGCGACCAGCGUUACCCAGACUGAGGCGUGCAGAAAAGCAAACUGGUUUCUCCCCGGCAAGUUCCAGUUCACGCCGAAACUGUGACCUGAAUUGGCGGGUUUGCAACAAGCAUAU
Cercospora beticola is the source of this 1362-nucleotide messenger RNA. RefSeq lists its product as uncharacterized. The record is from RefSeq and is a predicted model, not a curated record. Gene Ontology annotation, molecular function: monooxygenase activity; FAD binding. NCBI's taxonomy places the organism in Eukaryota, Fungi, Ascomycota, Dothideomycetes, Mycosphaerellales, Mycosphaerellaceae.